AUGCCCAAAAUUAGCGACAAGAAGAGCCUCAUCUUGGAGAGCCAAGAGGAUGGACCAACCUCUGGGCAAAAAAAGCUUCCCGUUAAUCAACUCUGGCUGUUUCUCUGUAUCAUUCUAGUGGGCGCCUGGUUUACAAGCUCGUGCUCUCCUUUCGCCCCCCUGAGCAUUGAGGAAAGGGUGGAGAAGAUCCUGUCACAGACUCCAUUGAUCGACGGUCAUGAUGACUUUCCCAUCUUGGUCCGGGAACUCUUCCACAACCGUGUAAAUGAUCGCAACUUCACUGAGGCUUUUGUCAAGGGGAAAUUUCCCGGCCACGUUGAUAUUCCUCGAUUGAAACAAGGUAGAGUUGGUGGCACAUUUUGGAGUGUUUUCGUGCCCUGUCCCGAGAAUGGGACCGAUUUCUCCAACGAAAAUUACGCAGCAAGCGUGCGAAUGACGAUGGAACAGGUUGAUGUCAUGUCAAGGGUUCAACAAGCAUAUCCCAAGGUCUUCUCGAGUCCCCUUGAUGGUACUACUGCCAUGUCCGCUUUCCGCGAGGGAAAGAUUAUCUCACCGCUUGGUAUCGAGGGCUUGCAUUCUAUCGGCAACUCACUGGCUCUCCUCCGUAUCUUCUAUGACCUUGGAGUUUCUUACGCAACUCUCACACAUAACUGCCAUAAUCGAUAUGCCGACGCCGCCGUCAUCGAACUUCCAGGCGGUGGAUUAAGAAAAUCCGAUCCUCUCUGGCAUGGCGUCAGCGAAGAAGGCCAGAAGCUAGUUUUUGAGAUGAAUCGCCUUGGGAUGAUCGUCGAUUUAGCCCAUGUCAGCACGGAGACUAUGCGUGAUGUGCUGGGCGCCGGCAAGUCUGAUUGGAUAGGAAGCCGUGCUCCAGUGAUUUACAGCCAUAGCUCAGCAUAUGCACUCUGUCCCCACCCACGCAACGUACCCGAUGACAUCUUAGAGCUGGUCCGCGAGAAGAACUCCCUGGUUAUGGUCAAUUUUGGACCAGACUUCAUUUCCUGCACGGCUUCAAACGGUGCCAAUGGGAUCCCAGACCUGGACCCCGUUCACGCCACUCUGGAACGAGUCGCUGAUCACAUCCUGUACAUCGGUAAUCUUGUAGGCUUCGAGCAUGUUGGGAUCGGUAGUGAUUUUGACGGUAAUCCGACGGUUCCUCGGGGAUUGAAGGAUGUGUCCAGGUUCCCCAAUCUGAUCAAGGAGCUACUGAAACGAGGGGUCAGUGACAAAGAUGCAAGCAAGGUGGCCGGAGGUAAUCUACUGAGAGUAUGGAAAAAAGUUGAUGAGGUGGCGCUAGAGAUGCGAUCCGAGGGUGCACUGCCUGUGGAGGAAUAA
Messenger RNA from Penicillium digitatum Pd1, 1332 nucleotides. RefSeq names its product dipeptidase. Gene Ontology annotation, biological process: proteolysis. NCBI's taxonomy places the organism in Eukaryota, Fungi, Ascomycota, Eurotiomycetes, Eurotiales, Aspergillaceae. Gene Ontology annotation, molecular function: metallodipeptidase activity. The record is from RefSeq and is a predicted model, not a curated record.